CACACACACACGCACGCACACACACCCGACGCGCACAGACACACACGCUCACUCCCUCCCUCCGGCGCUCUACUCCGCGCCCUCCCGCCAGCCCGCCUCGCACGCACCGACCUCGGCUCCUCCGGCUCCCCGCUCCCGCCGCCUAGCGAAGCCGUGCUGGGCUCGGAGCUGCUCAUGGAGAAAGUGCCGGGCGACAUGGAGAGAGAUCGCAGGGAGCGGAGCGAGGAGCUGUCCGAGGCAGAGAGGAAGGCGGUUCAGGCUACGUGGGCCCGGCUGUAUGCCAACUGCGAGGACGUGGGGGUGGCCAUCCUGGUGAGGUUCUUUGUGAACUUCCCAUCAGCCAAGCAGUACUUCAGCCAGUUUAGACACAUGGAGGACCCCUUGGAGAUGGAGAGGAGUCCCCAGCUGCGGAAGCAUGCCUGUCGAGUCAUGGGGGCCCUCAACACUGUCGUGGAGAACCUGCAUGACCCGGACAAGGUCUCCUCUGUGCUUGCCCUGGUUGGCAAGGCCCACGCCCUCAAGCACAAGGUGGAACCCGUGUACUUCAAGAUUCUCUCUGGGGUCAUUCUGGAGGUGAUCGCCGAGGAGUUUGCCAAUGACUUCCCUCCUGAGACGCAGAAAGCCUGGGCCAAGCUGCGCGGUCUCAUCUACAGCCAAGUGACUGCUGCCUACAAGGAAGUGGGCUGGGUACAGCAGGUCCCCAACAGCACCACCCCACCGACCACACUGCCCUCUUCGGGGCCAUAGGACCCUCUCAGCUUCCCCCCUCCCUGGCAGCACUUUGGGCAGAAGGCUGAGUUCUGAAGACACUCCUUGACCUUCCAUUUCUGGGUGCCAAGGAAGCUGGAGGAAUCCCGACUCAACUUCCCGAAAGGAGGUCUUCAUCAUGGCCCUGGUACCCCAGGCUGCUGGGAGGUGGGGCUGGCUACCUUGAUGCUGAACCUAGCAGUGGGGACCCUUCUGCCUCACAGCAGGGGGCGCCCUCAUCUUAGCUUUUCUACUUACUGUUAGAGAGGGACCUAGCAAGUGGCCGGUGGGAAGCCAGGACGAGCCUACGGGUCACUUCAGAAAGGAACUAGCCCCGCUUCGUCUGCCCACCAGCAUGCAGGCUCACCUCACCAUCUCUAGAGUAUCACGCACACAUGUCUACCAUAUAUACAGAUAUAUCUAUAGACGACCUCUAUAUAAAUAUAUAUACGUACAUAUCUAUCGCGUGCACCUGCAGGCCCAGAAGCCUCGGUCUUGCCCAGCUAUGGGAGGCCAGGAGGAGUCCUGGUCAUGCUUCUGGGAAGUUCUAUGAGGAGCAGGGAAAAAUCCUACAAUAGCACCAGAGGUGGGGCCUGGUGGUAGAGUUGGGGUGACUCAGCUCGCCCACAUAGCUCCGUGCUCUGCAUUCCUGCCCCUCUACAAGAAAGAAAGAAGGAAAGAAAGGAAGGAAGGAAGGAAGGAAGGAAGGA
Messenger RNA from Onychomys torridus (southern grasshopper mouse), 1457 nucleotides. It is a transcript of the gene Cygb, whose product is annotated as cytoglobin. The record is from RefSeq and is a predicted model, not a curated record. NCBI's taxonomy places the organism in Eukaryota, Metazoa, Chordata, Mammalia, Rodentia, Cricetidae. The transcript has 4 exons. Gene Ontology annotation, biological process: oxygen transport. Gene Ontology annotation, molecular function: oxygen binding; iron ion binding; heme binding. The coding region runs from base 175 to 747 and encodes 190 amino acids.